Porites lobata is the source of this 598-nucleotide messenger RNA. Lineage: Eukaryota; Metazoa; Cnidaria; Anthozoa; Scleractinia; Poritidae. The record is from the annotation of a GenBank genome assembly.
AUGAAGAACUCAGUAUUCGGAAAGACUAUGGAGAAUCUGCGAAAGAGAGUAGGUGUCAGACUUGUUUCGGAUCAAAAUAAAUUAGCUAAAUUAGUAUCCAAACCAACAUUCAUCGGCAGCAAAAUCUUUAAUGAAAAUCUGGUUGCAGUACCUAAAAUAAAAGAAGUAUUGACACUUGAUAGGUCUGCUUAUGUUGCGAUGUGUAUAUUGGAUUUAUUCAAGAGGGCAAUGUAUGAUUUCCAUUAUAAUUAUAUCAAGCUUAAAUAUGGAGAAAAAGCCAAAUUAUUGUUUACAGAUACUGAUAGCUUAUGUUAUGAAAUAGAAAGUAAGGAUGCCUAUAAAGACGUCCGGGUAGGUUAAGAAGAAUAUGUUCGAUAAUAGCGACUUCCCAAAAGAUAGCCCGUAUCAUGAUGCUAAGAAUAAGAAAGUAAUCGGAAAGUUUAAAGAUGAGGCUGCUGGCGUGCCUAUUGUUGAAUUUGAGGGCCUGAGAUCUAAGAUGUAUUUACCUGUCAAAGAUAAUGGCAAAAAUGAAAAGACAGCAAAAGGUGUUAAAAAAUAUGUGAUCACAAAGAAUAUCAAACAUGAGAACUAUAAAGAU